This is a messenger RNA of Hypanus sabinus (Atlantic stingray), 1221 nucleotides long. Its product is annotated as protein HEXIM1-like. Lineage: Eukaryota; Metazoa; Chordata; Chondrichthyes; Myliobatiformes; Dasyatidae. The record is from RefSeq and is a predicted model, not a curated record. Bases 122 to 937 code for a protein of 271 amino acids. Gene Ontology annotation, cellular component: cytoplasm; nucleus; nucleoplasm. Gene Ontology annotation, molecular function: cyclin-dependent protein serine/threonine kinase inhibitor activity; 7SK snRNA binding. Gene Ontology annotation, biological process: negative regulation of transcription by RNA polymerase II; negative regulation of cyclin-dependent protein serine/threonine kinase activity. The transcript has a single exon.
AACAGUUGGAGGUAGGUGAGCGUGCUGGAGGUUGAUGAGAGGAGGCGGGUGGGAGGGAAUACUAAUGAUUAUGAUGAUAAGAAGGAGGAUACUCGUCUCCCCCUGACGGACAGUGUAGGGAAUGGGGGAUCAUCAGGCGACGGGUGACCCCGGGUGCCCGUGCGGCGAGAGCUGGUUACCGGACCACCCUCCCUCCGCCGCCCCUGGGAACAGCGAGGGGGAGGAGGUGGUGUUGAAGCCACCGGCGGAGAGCUGUCCCCCGCGCCAAACGUCGACUGAGGGGCACGGUGUCCACAGAGAGCGCAAGAGGAGACACCGGAGGCGACCGUCCAAGAAGAAGCGUCGCUGGAAGCCCUACUUCAAGCUAUCUUGGGAGGAGAAGAAACAGCUGGAUGAGAGAGAGAGCGUACGGGCGGCCAAGACCCGGGCCGAGAUGUUCGCGAAAGGUUUCACCGUGGCUCCUUACAACACCACCCAGUUCCUCAUGGAGGAACACAACCAGGAGGAGCCCGACCUCAACACCGGCGUCUGCCCUAAACGUGUCAACAAGUCGGAUGAGACGAGCGAGGAAGAAGAGCUGGAAGAGGAGGAUCAGGACAGCGGCAGUGAUGGCAUGGGAGGCAACGGCAGCGAAUUCCUGCAGAGAGACUUCUCCGAAACUUACGAGAAGUAUCACGCAGAGAGCCUGCAGAACAUGACCAAGCAGGAGCUGAUUCGGGAAUACCUGGAGCUGGAGAAGUGUCUGUCCAGGCUGGAAGACGAAAAGAAUCGACUGAGGGGCCGGCUUGAAUGCAUGAAGGCAAGAAGCGCCGACGCUGCGGAAAUACAAAUGAAAGAGAUCGAACACGAAGUGGAGAUGUUGAAGGCUGAAAAUGAGAGACUUGAGAAAGAAAAUGAACAAUACAAACAAGAAAGAUAUUUAGAGGGCGGAGAAUAAAAUUUGGACGUUACAUUGAUAUAAUGUAAAUAUUUUAAUUCAUUUAAGCGUUUUAUAAAGAUGCAUUGGAAGAACACCUUACCCGCCCAGUAUUGUUGCUUGUGCCACAUGUGUAAAUUUGUGCUAAACUUUUUAUGUGCAACUUUAGCUUAAUUGUCUUUGAGAUCACAAUAUACAAUGUUUGUCUCGUUACUGUAAAAGUUUUGACGUAUUUUAUCUAGUGUUGUACAUCUUUAAAAUGACAUCUAACCAAUGAAGAAUAAAUAAUACUUAAGUAAAAUGAA